AUGCCAUCACAGCAGCGGCCCACCCCGGCUUCCAGGGUGGGGCGGGACGCCGUCGCCCGCGCGGUGGACGCCCUUCUCAAGUGGCUCCUCCGCUCCUCCAACACGAAGCGCCGCCUCCACGACGAAGCCGACGACGACUUCGUUUACCUGGUCCUCACGCUCAAGAAGAUCCCCCACCGCGGUCGCCCCUUCGCCUUCCGCGCCCCCCUCCCCCGCUCCCCCCACUCCUCCGCCUGCCUCCUCGUCGACGACCGCCCCAAGUCCGCCCUCUUCCCCGCCGCUGCCCGCGCCCAAGUCUGCGAUCUCGCACUCCCCGUUUCCAACGUUCUGGGCCUCUCCGAGCUCCGCUCCCUCUGCCGCUCCCCCGAGGCUCGCCGCUCCCUCGCGGGCUCCCACGACCUCUUCCUCGCCGACAGCCGCCUCGCCCCCCUCUUCCCUUCCCUCCUCGGUAACCUCUUCUUCAGCAAGAAGAAGAAGAAGAGCAAAAACAAGACCCCCGUGCCGCUCGACCUCGCCCUCCGCUCGUGGCCGGAGGAGCUCCGGCGGGUAUGCGGGUCGACGCUGUUCCAUCUGGGGCCGGGCACUUGUAGCCUGGUCAAGGUGGGUCGGGCUUCCCUGGGGAGGGAUGAGGUCAUCGACAACGUGUUGGCCGCCAUCAAGGGCGUCGUCGGGCACGUGCCGAAUAAGUGGAAGAACGUGAAGUGCCUUCAUCUGAAAGCGACCGAGUCGUUGGCAUUGCCCCUCUACCGGGCGACGCAGUUCGGUAUCAGAACUGAGGGUUCCGACGAUGAGGAGGAGGAGGAGGAAGAACGAGGUGCCGAAGAUGAGCACGAACAAGAUGAGGGUGCGCUCGAUGUCAUCGGCGAUGAGCAAAACAGGAUGAAGAGGACCAAGAACAAAUCAGAGAAGACGAAGACCAACGAUGCGACGGCGAUCAAGAGAAGGAAGGUUAAACAUGGCACCGAGUGA
Molecule: messenger RNA, 969 nt
Organism: Musa acuminata AAA Group (dessert banana)
Lineage: Eukaryota; Viridiplantae; Streptophyta; Magnoliopsida; Zingiberales; Musaceae
Exons: 1
Coding region: 1-969 (322 amino acids)
Source: RefSeq, a predicted model, not a curated record